Syngnathus typhle (broad-nosed pipefish) is the source of this 553-nucleotide messenger RNA. It is a transcript of the gene pde6hb, whose product is annotated as phosphodiesterase 6H, cGMP-specific, cone, gamma, paralog b. Gene Ontology annotation, molecular function: 3',5'-cyclic-nucleotide phosphodiesterase activity; cGMP binding. NCBI's taxonomy places the organism in Eukaryota, Metazoa, Chordata, Actinopteri, Syngnathiformes, Syngnathidae. Gene Ontology annotation, biological process: visual perception; positive regulation of epidermal growth factor receptor signaling pathway; positive regulation of G protein-coupled receptor signaling pathway. The transcript is spliced from 3 exons. The record is from RefSeq and is a predicted model, not a curated record. Gene Ontology annotation, cellular component: photoreceptor outer segment membrane. The coding region runs from base 154 to 486 and encodes 110 amino acids.
AUCGGUACAGAUUGACCUCUGACUUGUGUGCGCACACAGCAAGGCCCGAGGGAGUGCCGCAGGAGUUAAGAUGACUUUAGGGGACCACGUGACUGGAAAGAGGUGUCUGAAGGGAUUAGUGAUGAAGAUAUAAAAGCAUGGCGCAGAUAGCAAAUGUCACAGACAGAAGCAGGAGAAGGAGGAGAGAUCAGUGGUGGCCUCUUGGGAUAUUUCCAUCAGAGAACAAUGAACGGCGGCCCACCGGCAGGAAGCGCCCUGGCCCCUGGCGGAACCACUGGCCCAACUACACCCAAGAAAGGCCCGCCCAAAUUCAAGCAGAGGCAAACUCGUACAUUCAAGAGCAAGGCCCCCAAACCAGGCCAGAGGGGCUUCGGUGACGACAUCCCCGGCAUGGAGGGUCUCGGCACGGACAUCACAGUCGUGUGCCCAUGGGAAGCCUUUGGCGACAUGGAGCUCAGCGACUUGGCCAAAUACGGCAUCAUUUAAAGCCGCUCUCUUCCCUCCCUCCCUCCCUCCAUCGCUCCUCGGCUCGGCUCGUCGGGAUAAGGUGGCC